This is a messenger RNA of Rotaria sordida, 1581 nucleotides long. NCBI's taxonomy places the organism in Eukaryota, Metazoa, Rotifera, Eurotatoria, Philodinida, Philodinidae. The record is from the annotation of a GenBank genome assembly.
AUGUUAUCAUCUACAUUUGAAACAUUACCUGAUGAAAUUUUAAUGGUAAUUAUACAAUAUUGCGGUAAUAUUUAUAGUAUAUUUCGAGCUUUUUCUGGUUUAAAUCAACGUAUAAAUAAUAUUCUUAUUGAUAGACGUUUACAUUUACUCACCGAUUUUUUAUUUUUUGAGAUUGAUAAUCUAACUAUUGAAUAUUAUUAUAAUUCGAAAUUGUUUCAUGAUAUAUCUCAACAAUUAUUAUCUUUGAAAACAAUAGAAAAUGAUGAACAAUUUCGACAAUGUCUUCAAUCAUUAGUUAUUUUUCAUAUAACAUAUAAAUAUAAACAAUCUAUUGAAAUGUUAGAAUUAAAUAUAAAACAUUUUCAAUCUAUACGUAUGCAUCUUACUAAUAAUGCAAUUAAUAGUUUGGAUAAUGAAUUACAGAAAAUAUUUACAGAUUUACAACACUGUUCAAAACCUAUGACAAAAAUGAAACUAAUUAAAUCUUUAGUUUUAACCAAAGGUGCUAAACUUGAAUGUCCUGAUAGUGAAUAUAUGAAAUUUAAUUUUGUUCAAGCGAUAAAUCAUUUAUUACUAGCGAACAUUACCAAUGUUCAACCUGUCUCUCAACGAUAUAUUAAUUCUCUCAUUCAAAUGUUUAAAGUACUCAUAAUUUCGAAUCCAACACUUUUAUAUAAUCGAGUUAAUGUUGGUAAUAGUGAUAAUAUAGUCUAUUAUUUUUUAUUUUAUUCAAUCUAUAGAUUAAAAUAUUUUAGUUAUCAAACAUCAUCUAAUUUUCUUAAUAUUCAAUAUUAUAGAGCUGCUGUAGAUUUACUUCUUUUUACUUUACAAUGUUUGAAAUAUGUAUCAAUCGAAAAAUUUUGGAAAAAUCAAAGUUUUUUGGAUAUAUUACAAAUGAUUUCACCUAUACAACUUAAUAUUGAUCAUAAAAUUUUUGUUUAUACAAGUCAAAUUGAAAUAUUAAAAAUUCUAUUUGAUGAAAAUAUUUUCAAUGAGACAAUAUAUCGAGAUAUAGAAUUUUAUAAAACAUUUCAACAACCUCUAAAAAAUUUAAUUAUAAGCAAUCGAAUUGAUAUAAUCUUAUUCGUUUUUAAUUAUAAUGAACAAAUAAAGAAUUUUUUUCAAAAAUCAUGGAAUAGUCAAAUAAUUGUUGAUAUUAUUAUGGAAAAUCAAAAGAGAAAACAAUUAUUUCAUGCACUUCUAGAUCAUAAAUCAUUGGGAUUAUGGUUAGCAACAAGUACAGAUCUAUUGUUUGUUCUAUUACAAAGAAAACAAUAUACAUUUUUGCAGAAAUUAUUCCAUCAAUCACCAUUACUUAUUCAUCGAUUAGAUGAAGAUGGUAAUGAUCCAUUACUUUAUAUUUGUCUCAAAGCACAUGGAUGUCGACAUAGAUUAGUUGAAUAUUUAAUCAAAAUAGGAUGUGAUUUAGAAAGACGAAAUUUACAAAAUGAAAAUUUUAGCGAUGCAUUACAAUUGACAACAAAUAAAAAUUUAUUGGAGAAACUAAUUGAACAUGAAAUAAUUCAGAUCGAUCAGAAAUCUAAAGAGAUAAAAAUUCCUUUAGUUAAACAAUCACAAUGA